AGCCACUGCAUACAAACUCACCUGUUAAACUUGCAGCAUCGGGGUGGAAAUCUGACCGAGUAGCAAACAGAAGUCCUCCAGAAGAACUUUGCUCAAUUGGACACCAUGGCCUCCACCCUCUCUGUGCGCAGUUACUCCGUGCGUCAGCCCUCCUUCUCCAGCAUGUCCCAGAGGGACAGCGGUCGCAGCAUCCGCUCCAAGCCUGCCGUGUCCUCCGCCACGCUGUCUCUGUCCCGCUCUGUUUCAAUGGGCAACGGCCUCAACAUGCUGAGCUCCAGUCUGUCCUUCAACGGCCUCUGUGCCGCAGCCAGUGAGAAGGAGACCAUGAUAGGCCUGAACGACCGACUGGCCAACUACCUGGAGAAGGUGCGCUCUCUGGAGAGGUCCAACUCCGAGCUGGAGGUCAAGAUCAAGCAGCUCAUGCUGGAGAGGACCCCCAAAGGGCACGACAUCGACGGGAUGAUGGCCCAGGCACAUGCUAUCGGGCAGGAGGUGAGGAAGAAGACGCUGGAGAACGCCCGCAUCAUGCUGGAGAUUGAUAAUGCCCGGCUGGCGGCUGAUGACUUCAGAGUCAAAUGGGAAGCGGAGGCCACACUCUGCCAGUCGGUAGAGAGGGACUGUCAGGCUCUGAAGAGAGCUAAGUCAGACCACGACCAGAUGACCGCCACGCUGCGAGGAGACCUGGACAGCCUGAAGGAGGAGCUCUACUUCCUCAAGAAGAAUCACGACGAGGAGAUGAUUACAGUGAAGUCUCGUCUGGCCAACGAGCAGGUGAGCGUGGAGGUGGACGCGCCUCAGGGCCCUGACCUGGGGGCUAUCAUGGCUGAGCUGAGGGUCCAGUAUGAGGGCAUCGCGCGCAAGAACAAGGAUGAGGCCGAGGUUUGGUACCUCAGGAAGUUGGACGCGGUGCAGUCAGAGGUCAAAGAAAGCAACGAGGCUCUGCGUAGUGCCCAAAGCGAGCUCAGUGAGAGGCGACGAUUCCUGCAAGCUCUGGAGGUCGAACUUGACAAUAUUCGGAGGCAGGUGAGUGUGUUGGAAGGAAACCUGGCUGAAACGGGGCACAAGUACUCAGUGGAGAUGGACCGUCUUCAGACCACGCUGACCCAGCUGGAGGACGAGCUGUCUCAGCUGCGUUUGGACAUGCAACGCAACAAGACCGAGUACGAGCAGCUGCUGCGCAUCAAACAGAACCUGGAGAUGGAGAUCGCUACCUACAGGAGGCUGCUGGAGGGGGAGGAAACGGUAAAAGAAACACCUCCACCUCCUAAAAAAGAACCUGAUAUAAGGACCAGGAAGAUUGUAAAAGUCGUCACCCAGACCAUGAUCAAUGGCAAAGUGGUGGAUGAGUCCAGCGAAGUGGAGCAGAUCGAGGAGCGUAAAAAAUAAGCCAAAGUGUUGCAAGAGGAGAAGCAAAGACGUCUAUUUAACCCAAAGUUCAUCUAAUUUCAAAACAACAUUCUUGUUGAGGCCACACAAUAGACUGAUUAAUUAGUUCAACCUAAAAUAAAAUAAAGUGAUUUGCAAGAUCAUGAUAUAUUUCAUUACAUAGGCCUACAGUGGAUCUCUUGUUGGCAGAAACUCUUACUUAUAAUGAAAUGAUUCUCAUAAAUGUUUAAAUAGUCUGUAUAAUGAUGUCCAAAUCUUAUCUGAAACUUCUGCUGUGACUUACAGUGACCUUAAUGCAACCUUAACCUCAUUUCAUCCAUCACAUUUUUUUAGGGGGGUGGGAGGGUUUCUUAUUCCUCGCUUACCUUAGCUUAGCUUAGCAUGAAAACAAUGGUAACCAGCUAGCUUGGCUUUGUCAACCAUACAAUUUAACUCUAAAACAAAGUGCAAAGAAGUCUUUAUUCUAAGCUAAUCCAACCAGCCGCCGGAUAUUGCUAGUGCACAGACAUGAGGGUGUAACUCUCACCAUGAAAGAAAAUAAGAGUUUAUCCUAAAAAUAUUUAGCUAUUUCCUUUAAUACAUGCUGAAGCUUUCAGAAAAUGUUUUGAUCUUGCAACAACAUCUACUCUAUGUGCAUGAGAGUUUCGCUGUAAAAAAAGGGAAAAGGGAGUAUUGGAAUGUACUGUAGUUGUAUGUAAAGAAAUAAACCAAAGCAGCUGUACAGUCUCAAUAAAACAGGGUUUUAAAAAAA
Gymnodraco acuticeps is the source of this 2137-nucleotide messenger RNA. RefSeq names its product keratin, type 1, gene c5 (gene krt1-c5). Gene Ontology annotation, molecular function: structural molecule activity. The transcript is spliced from 9 exons. The record is from RefSeq and is a predicted model, not a curated record. NCBI's taxonomy places the organism in Eukaryota, Metazoa, Chordata, Actinopteri, Perciformes, Bathydraconidae. Bases 106 to 1386 code for a protein of 426 amino acids.